Molecule: messenger RNA, 1227 nt
Organism: Saprolegnia parasitica CBS 223.65
Lineage: Eukaryota; Oomycota; Saprolegniomycetes; Saprolegniales; Saprolegniaceae
Exons: 2
Coding region: 1-1227 (408 amino acids)
Source: RefSeq, a predicted model, not a curated record
AUGAGCACCGAAAAGUACGCAGAAGUGAGCACCCCCGUCGGUCACGCCGACCUCGAGGACGCUGGCAAGAAGGUCCACGGCAAGCCCAACUCGUUCUUCCAGAUCUGUCUCCUCGGCCUCGUCCUCUUUGGCUGCCCUGGCAUGUUCAACGCCAUCAACGGUAUGGGUGCCGCCGGCCAAGUCGACGCGACCGCUGGCUCCAACGCCAACGUUGCUCUCUACGCGACGUUCGCGUCCUUCUCGAUCAUCGCCGGCUCGAUCCACAACGUGCUCGGCCCCCGCCUCACGCUCUUCCUCGGCGGUCUUCCGUAUGGCGCUAUCGUGCUCUCGUACCCGACCGAGAACGAAAAGGGCAAGUUCAUCUCCACGUGCUGGGUCAUCUUCAACCUCGGUGGUGUCAUUGGUGCGCUCGUGCCGUUCAUUCUCAACUACAACUCGGUGGCGGGCAACGUCUCGGACGCCACGUACAUUGUCUUUCUCGUCUUGAUGGUGAGCGGUGCCUCCAUGUCGCUCUUCAUGAAGAAGCCCGACUCGAUCAUCCGCUCGGACAACACGCAGGUUGACUACCCCAAGUCGGCGUCCGUCAAGGACGAGAUCAAGGGCUUGUACGAAGCCAUCUUUGACUGGCGCAUGCUCUGCCUCAUUCCCGCCUCGUUCGCGUCCAACUUUUUCUACAGCUACCAGUUCAACGCUGUCAACGCGCACAUGUUUUCGCUCCGCACGCGCGGCUUCAACGGCGUCUUGUACUGGGGCAUGCAGAUGGCCGGCGCCUUUGCCUUUGGCAACUACGUCAUGGACAAGGAGUCCGUCUCGCGUGCGACGCGCGGCAAGGUCGGUCUCGCCAUCGCCACGGGUCUCACCUGUCUCUCGUGGAUCCUCGGUGUCAUCGUCCAGAAGGACUUUACGCGCGACGACCCGAAGCAGAACAUUGAUUUUACCGAAAGCAGCCGCGCCGCCUUCCCCAUGAUCGUUUACCUGCUCUACGGUCUCGUCGACGCCAUUUACCAAAACUACGUCUACUGGGUCAUCGGCGCCAUGUCCAACGACCCGAUGGACCUCGCGCGCUUCGUGGGCUUGUACAAGGCGUUCCAGAGCGCGGGUGGCGCCAUCGCGUGGCGCAUUGACGUGCUCGAAGUGUCGUACAUGACCCAGCUCAUCGUCAACUGGGGGCUCAUGGCCAUCUCGUUCCCGUUCAUGUACCUCGUCGUCCGCAAGCUCUCCAACUAA